GGGCCCCCAGGCGGCGGCCGGGCCAAGCCCGAGCCCAAGAUCUGCGUCUUCUGCCGGAACAACGGGGCGCCCCAGGAGGUGUUCGGCUCGCACGUGCUCAAGAGCUUGGACGGCCGGGUGCUGUGCCCGAUCCUGCGCGCCUACACCUGCCCGCUGUGCAGCGCCCGCGGCGACAACGCGCACACCAUCAAGUACUGCCCGCUGUCCCGCCAGCCGCCGCCCCAGCGCGUCCUCAAGGGCCGGGCCGCGGGCCGCCGCCUCCCCCUCUUCUAGCGCCGGAGCCAGCGAAACGCCGCACCCCGCGCGCACCCCGGAUUGCACACGCACCUGCGUGGCACGCUCGGCCGGACACACGCACCCCGGAUCGCACGCUCAGCCUGACACAUGCACCCGCAUCACACUCGCACCUGCGUGGCACGCUCGGCCGGAGACACGCACCCCGGAUCGCACGCUCAGCCUGACACACGCACCCACAUCACACUCGCACCUGCAUCGCAAGCUUGGCCGGAC
Molecule: messenger RNA, 510 nt
Organism: Chrysemys picta bellii (western painted turtle)
Lineage: Eukaryota; Metazoa; Chordata; Testudines; Emydidae
Product: nanos homolog 1-like
Biological process (GO): negative regulation of translation; oogenesis
Cellular component (GO): perinuclear region of cytoplasm
Molecular function (GO): zinc ion binding; mRNA binding
Source: RefSeq, a predicted model, not a curated record